AUGGAAGCCUACUAUAUGUGGGAGCGGGUCCAUCUAACCGAGGACAUGAGUCGGUCGUGCAGCUCCUGCGACUGUGUAACGUAUUCGUAUUUUUUGAUAUCCGUGUUCCUAUUCACAUUGGGCUCCAUCAUAUCGGUGUUCUCGUUCGGGGCGUUCGACGACACUGUAUUCGCCAACCUGGGCCACAUGUGGAUGGUUGGACCGCUGUGCAUCUGUUCGGCCGUCAUGAUCGGCAUCAGGAACAUACUGUAUUUGCGAAGGCGCCGCGUCAUCGACAUGGUCAUCCGCCAACAGAUAGAGGACAUACGAUCUCAACAGGGACAGUUGGCGGACGCUCAACAACAGUAUUCGUUGCCGAUACGCACGGUUAGCGAACUUACCUUGCCCCCGUCUUACGAACAGUUGAUAGGCAGCCACAGCGAAGAGGGAAGUGACCUACCACCGCCAUCAUACGAAGAAGCUAUUGUCAGCAUGUCCAAGGAAACAACCAAAAGUGACGACAUUAUUGUCCUUAAUUAUUCUGUUAAAUAA
Macrosiphum euphorbiae (potato aphid) is the source of this 531-nucleotide messenger RNA. The record is from the annotation of a GenBank genome assembly. NCBI's taxonomy places the organism in Eukaryota, Metazoa, Arthropoda, Insecta, Hemiptera, Aphididae.